GAUGUGUAUUCAUUUUGUCGUCAUGACCGUGCGUUGAAUGGUUCACAACAUAUGUAAGAGAGUACUGUCACCACGGUACACGCGGAGCUCGCGCGAGGAUGUACUUUGAGAGAGGAGGAGGACUCGCGCGUGACAACCCGAGAGUCAUUUAGGAAAGGGAGGGGACACACAUGUAGGACGUCCACAGGGAUAAUUCUCAAUAGGAUGGACUUACCCUGAAUGUUAUCAAUGCUGAGUAAAACUCUGAAGAUGUGUAAAGUGUCAUAAACUAUAUAGGAUUUACCUGGAUUUUACCUGGAACUGGAUAUACAAACACAUGGUCAAAGCCUUCAGUGUAUCAUAUAUGUGAGCAGAUAUUAUUAAAUUCCGAGUUUCUUCAUAUAUUGAAAUGUGUGGAUGCGACAUACUGUUGACUUGAAGCGCAACGGAAUUAAAGGUCAUGGAGGGGGCAAAUCCCCCUGAGGGAGCGGCCCCGGAGCCCGGGGGUCAGGCAGGGGAUCUACCUCCGGAGGAGCAGGAGAAACUACAGAAAGUUUUGUCCGGUUGCCUCGGGAAUCUUCCGGCUCUGAGCUCCAAAAUCGUCCGUAUAUUUACAAGUUCGACAUUUACAGACACAACAAUUGAAAGAAAUGCACUCAUGGAGAAUGUUUACCCAAAAUUAAAAGAAUAUCUUCGAGAAAGAUAUGGUUUGGAAUUCCAGGUGGUGGACAUGAGAUGGGGAGUACGAGAUGAAGCCACGGACGAUCACAUGACCACACAAUUAUGUAUGCAAGAAAUCGACAACUGUCAACGCCUUUCUAUUGGUCCAAAUUUUGUGGUUUUUCUAGGCCAGAAGUACGGGUACCGACCUCUACCGACGUUCAUCGUUGCCACGGAGUUCGAGAUGAUCCGUGAGUGUGUUAAGUCGGUGAAGGACGAGAUCGAGGUCCUUGACAAAUGGUACAUGAAGGACGAGAACACGGUGCCAGCCGUCUAUGUACUCCAACCGAUCAGCUCCAUACUCACCAACUUCAACAACAAGAGACAUCAGCGACUUCAAGAACUUGACCAGAACACCUGGUGGGAGACAUUCCUCAAACUACAGCGGAUCAUGAGAAAGGCCGCUCAAGUACUUUUCAUAACCAAAAAACUUGACCGCGAACAGAUGCACAACUACUUCAUGUCCGUGACGGAGCGGGAAGUUGAACGUGGGAUCUUAAAGGCCAAUAACGUUCAAGAUCACUGCCUUGCAUACGUCAGGGAAAUCGCCAACAUCAACCCAACAAUGUAUCGCUUUGCUUACAAAUUUGUGGACUUUGCUGCUCGAAACAUAGAUGGAGAGGCUCAGAAACUUCUCCAAGUGCUGCGUGACGACAAGCUGACAAAGAAAAUGCCAGAAAGCAAUUUAGUUCGUUUCAAAGUAGACUGGGGAAGAGAAGGUAUAGACAAAGACACUCAUAAGGAGUACUUAGAAAACUUUACGAAUCACUUCCAUACCUCCAUUGCUAAACUUGUGGACGAUGCCAUGGCAAAACACGAAAGACUCUCCAGUGACCCAGUGUUUACUGAGGCCCUACAGCAUCUCCAUGCGUGUACAAAGUAUUGCAAAGUGUUUCAAGGACGCGGGGACAUUGUGAAGAAGAUAGAGGAACAUAUUGUUGGUCCUUCAAACAGACCUUUUAUUCUACAUGGAGAAAGUGGAUGCGGGAAGACAUCUCUGACUGCCAAAGGAGCAAGUCAGAUAAAGUCGUGGUUCCCAGAAGAAAGAGAGCCAAUGCUAGUCAUUAGAUUCCUUGGCACAACGCCAAACAGUUCCAGCAUCAUUCCCUUGUUGACAAGCUUGUGCAAACAGAUAUGUGUAUUGUAUGACGCGCCCAUGGACGAUAUCCCUGACGAACUGGCACCAUUGAUACAUCACUUUAAAACUCUUCUUAACCUAGCAACAGAGGAGAAACCUCUGGUACUGAUCCUGGAUUCACUUGAUCAGCUAUCAGGCGCAGAUGGUGCACAUCAACUCGCAUGGCUUCCAGCUCAGCUUCCGCCAAAUGUAAAGAUGAUUUUGUCUACUUUGCCACGGCUGUACGGAAUACUGGAUACCAUCCGAAUCAUGAUCGAACCAGACGAGAACUAUGUUGCAGUGCUUCCCUUAGGAGAAAACUUAAGUGGUACUAUUUUGAAGUUCUGGUUAAAGAAUGGGAAUAAAGCAAUAACUGAUGCACAAUGGGACUUGGUGAAUGAGGCAUUCACAAAAUGCAAUCUUCCACUUAUGGUAAAGCUUGUGUUCGAUCAGAUCUGCACGUGGAAAUCUUACACAAAACCAAGUACCACCGUCCUUCAAUUCACUAUACACGAUAGCAUUAUGAAACUGUACGAACGAAUCGAGAUCCAGCAUGGGAAAACAUUAGUUGCACACGCAUUCGGAUACAUUACCGCUGGAAAAAGUGGCGUGUCGGAGUCCGAACUAGAAGAUCUGCUUUCUCUUGACGAAAAGGUUCUAAACGACGUGUACCAGUACCAUCUUCCACCCGUGCGUCGAAUUCCACCUUUGCUGUGGACAAGAAUUCGGAGUGAUCUCCCCGGUUAUCUGAGCGAGAGAGAGGCAGAUGGUGUCAACGUGGUAGGGUGGUACCAUCGCCAGUUUAUAGAAGCGGCGAAGGAAAGGUAUUUCAGGAACCUCAACUUUGUCAGUACCGUUCAUGCAAACCUUUCCGAGUACUUCCUUGGAAUCUGGGGUGGUGGAGUCCCAAAACCAUUCGAGUACACAGAGGGUCAACGUCGUAUGUUCAAACUGGACGAAAUGAAAGGAGAAAGUGACAGAAAGGUACCGAUUCAGCGACUGAUAUUCACUUCAGAUGGCACUGUCACACGCUUCAAUCUUAGAAAAUUAAGUGAACUGCCGUAUCACUUGGUGCGAUCUCACCAGUACGAAGAUCUCUACUCCACUGUCUUGUUCAACUACAAAUGGCUCCAUGCAAAGAUGAGUUCGAUGCCGUUGCAAUCUGUCCUGGCUGAUUUCGAAGAUCUCUUGGAACAUGUUUACCAAAAGGACGUAAAACUGAUUGCGGAUGCCAUUCGUCUCUCUAGUUCAAUUCUCAACCACUACCCGGAUAUGCUUGGGCCUCAGAUCAUUGGACGGCUGCUUCCGUACUACCAGCAGAACACAAACAUUCGGAGUCUGAUUCAGCAGUGUGAUAGUGAUGGUUUAGAGGACUGUGCCUUAGUUCCUGCGCACCACUGUCUCCAUACGCCUGGUGGGCCACUGCAAUACUCAUUAGAAGGACACCCGUUCGCUCCUUUUGGUAUCGGUACGACUUCAAACGGCCGUUACCUAGUAUCUGUGUCGAACAAGUUCAUCAUAUGGGAUCUUCUUAACGGCGAAGUGUUCAGAAAUGUUGUGCCAGGAAUAGGUGGCAUAAUGUCAAAUCUUUCUAUUUGUGAAAAUGACAAAUACGCUGCAAGCUUCACAAACAACAACCAGGUUGUGAUAUGCACAAUCAUGACCGGUGACUACAGAAUCAUCACACCUGUUAUGAACGGAAAGACCGCCUCAAUCAUCGGAACCUCGAUAUCUAAUGCACACAUUGCCAUCUGGACAAGUCAGGAGUGGUACCUUUACAACACACAGGGGGAGAUGCUAUCGAAACACGACACUCCCCUCAAGAUGCCUCUUAUACAUGUAGACCUAGGCAAUGACGACAAAACGUACCUCAUAUGCAAGUCCGGGACUGAAAAUGAUACGGAAAUGGCUCUUGAGGUUCAAGAUCAGUCAAUCGAGCCGUUUGAGUUCCACAGUGGCAUUAGUGUGAACAAGGAAAAAAACGUUCUCUACACAUGUAUCGAAAUAAGCGACAAUGCUGUGGCAGUGUACAAACGAGAGGAUAGUGUGUGGCGGUAUGACCGCACUCUUGGCGACAAUUUUGACAAAGUGUUUGCAUUGACUCUUUCAGAAGACGAAAACUACCUGGUUGCAACCAUUGCGCUGGGAUACAAACUCUGGAACCUGAAAACGGAUGCACUUGUGCAACUCAAGUUACCCCCAGGAACCAGAAAUAUCCCCACUAAAAACCAACUCUUCACUUUGGUUGUAUUCACAAAACACAACCAUUUCGUCGUGGCUGGUGUACGAAAGAAUAUGUACGUUUGGGACACAAAACAAGGCAAUAUGGUGAAAGUUCUUGAUGCUCAUUUCGGAAGGAUUAUAUCGUUACGGGCGGUUAGUUCCGGCUGUAAUAAAGUAAUUUCGUCUUCCAUCGACAAAACCAUCAAGGUUUGGAACUUUGACAACAUUUUGGAAGAUGUUCACUCGAUUGACCGAAUGGAAAAACCGAUCGAAACCAUCGACCUUGCGUCUGAAACGCAUUAUGGUGUUACAACGAGUAGGAACUGCAUUGGUGUGUGGAACCUAGGCACUGGUAAACUCGAGUUGUCCCUGGAAACCAAAUCUGUCGUUUCAUUGGCUGUCAUAACUAAAGAUGGAAAAUAUGUGGCUGCUGCGGAAUCAGGAAAACUUCUUAUCUGGGAGGUAUCGCAAGAAUCGGCGUCAAAAGUGAUUAUUCACAAAGACAUUCAACAACUCCUUAUGAAUGAAGGAGACUCACGGGUGAUAGCAUUGGCAAAAGAAGGGUUUAAUAAGGGAAAGGUGACCGCCUACACCUUCCCUGAGGGUGAGCAAGUUUACACCUUUGAGUACAAUCUCAGAGUCUUCAAACCUGGCGUUCUGACAAUAGAUGGGUCGUUCUUUGCGGUACUUGCCACUGACAAAAGUGGUGACGUCCUUGGGGUCUACCACGCGAAAUCAGGCACGCAUCUAUAUAACCUUGGACUUAAGUAUAACAACUACAAACCGGUGCAGUCAAUGAGGGCGAUGAGGCACGACCCCCACCAAAUUGUGCUUGUCGAUGAAGAAAAAGGAAACGUCAUUGAUCUCAAGAAAAAGACCGUCCCGCGAUCUGUGAGUAGAUGGAAUGGUAUGGCAAUGAAAAAUGGAAAGUUUGGAUUGUACGCCCCAAACAGAGGAGGAUUGCAACUUCUAGAAUUGAAAACGGGCAAGACCGUUAGAACAUUUAUUCCAAGAGUGGCUGAAGGAGUGUUUAGCAUUGAUGUUUUGUUCACGCAAAAUGACAGGCAUGUUGUGUAUUACCACUCGGGACAUCGUACAAUCAGAGUGUUUCGUGUGUCCGACGGUAAAAUGGUCGCCAAUUUCAAAGCGCAUGCCGAAGUGAAAGCAAUGGUGAGUACGGCGGAAGGCGAGACAGUUGUAAUAGGAGCCGUGGACGGGAGUUUCACGGUCCUAUCAAUAGCAGACCCGGAAUACGAGGAAAGUGUUGAAUUCCUCCAGUGUCUGCCGAGCAGGAACUUGCAAUCGAACACCUCAAACGGGUAUCGUACAGCGAACGGAGACAUUGUACAGGGCAAAAACAGCAUGGGCACUGCUCUUCAAGUGGCUAGGUUUGUAGCAAAAGCAAGACAGGCCCAAAAGUCAAGGGCCUGUGUCAUAUCCUGAAUUCUAGCCUCCGGACGUUGUGAAACGGUGAAAUUCGUUAUGUGAUUCAAAAGGAGAGACAACAGAUGCCCUGCUGUGAUAAAGUGGAUCGAUGAUGUUUGAGAGGAUAUAUGUUUUGUAUACAGUACAAUGUAUAUAGAAUACCGACUUGGUAUACUUCUAUAUCUAUUGAAUGACAUACGAGCUAUUUAGAAUACCGACCCAGUAAACACUUCUCUCAGCAGAAGAUGCUUUAAAGCAUUAGUGUUUGUUCUUCACGUGACUAUAAACAAAUCUACAAAAUAGCUUUAUCGGAAUUCUUUUUGACUGGUUGCAAUGGCUGAUAGAGGAUGACUACAUUUGCACGAAUACUAGCAUGAGAAAAAAAAACGUGUGUAAAAUAUUUACGUUGCCAAACUGUUGAAUGAUGCGUGUCAUCGUAUGCCCUUCGUUGCAGCUGCAAGGAUGUUCUGUAUUUUGUCCUAACAGGAGUGUGUACAGUUGAAAUAACAUUCAAUUGAAAAUGAUGUACCACAAAAGGUGACCACAUACGGUGAUGCUUUUAAUAUUCAGUAUACUGUAAAAGUGGAAAUUUUCGCGGUAUGGAAAUGUUUGCGUUUUCCUCGUUGAGUGAUUAAACGCGAAAAUAUCAACACGCGAAUAUUCAUUUAAAGACAAUAUACCAGUACAUUAUAGAUGUGUAGGAAAAAUAAGCUUCGUAAACGCGAAAGUUUUCACAACCCGAUCAGGUUACAGAGUCACCUUGCGAACAUUUUCCCACGCGAAAAUUUUCCUUUUUACAUUAGUUUAGUAAUUCAUGUUGAUAUUUAUAUACAAUGUAUAAUGUAUAUAUCCCAAGGGAUCCUGUUAUGUACUGUCUGCUAUAUAGAUGUUGACGUAUAACGUUAUUGAUAUAAAGUUGUUUAUUUAUGUUGUUGACGUCGGCAUGACGACUGAAAUUCCAUACAGUGUAAGUUCAUUUACGGUGCAUCAGAGUUAACUAGCUGUGCAUUUCCAUUAAAUCACUGUAAGUUAAUGUAUCAUAUUUAGAUAUGCAAUGUAAUAACACCGUCACUUUAAGACUUGAUAAAUAUAAUGUGAAAAAGUACCUAUUAUGACGUCAUGAUGAACACAUGAUGACGUCACAAACUUUUGAAAAACACAAAACCAUAGAUCUAAAUUUCCAAACUUUUGUAAAUAUGCAUCCUUUGGCCCAGAAUACAAUAAAUAAAUAAAUUCAUAAGCAAACAAACCAAUAUAUCUAGUCUCCUUUUUAAGUCUCACGACCACUAUGACGUCAAACGUGAAUCGAAAUUUAUGAUUCCAAUUAUGUCAUUCAAGUUUAAUACAGCACACGUCAGUAGUAUUGAGCAUGACAAGACAACAGUAGUAUCCAGUUGUUGGAGGAAAACUUAAUAGUUGACAAUGAAAUUCAAGAACUUCACUAAAUAGAUUUGAUCACGUGAUCAAAGGGUGAUUUACGUUGCUGCUUUAUACUACGGCGAUGUACGUUCAUUGUAUAGGGGACGACAUUCAAUCGGUGUGUAAAUUACAAUGCACCAAUACAAUGUUCAUUGUAUUAUACAGUGUUCAAAGUAAUUUAUACAUUGCUAAAAGUUAUCUCUUUGACUCUAUCGAUGUAAAUAAAUCGACACAUGGAAUAUAAAAUAUAGAUAUGAUGAGUGUUGCUGAUAGGAUGUACAAGAGAUAUGCUGUUAAUGCUAUGAUAAAUUAGAGAGACACGUAUUAACCGAAAAUGCACAAUUAACUAUUGCAAUCUCUUUAGCCCUCAUAUUUAACAACAGAUGAUUUCCAAAGGGGGGGGAAAAAGAUAAAAAUAUAGAACAAAUAUCAUUCUUAGUCACAAUAUUUCGGCCUCCUGGCCUUCUUCAAGUGUGAAAGUCAACGGUUGUUUCAAGUAACGUCCAUCUUGCUUAUUCGGAGGUACAGGAAAUGACGUAUAAAUAUAAUAAUAUUUAAGUUUUUAAUUGGAAGCCGUCUUCAUUGAAAUCCGGAAGUCGUCUAAAAGAAGAAACAGAAGAACGGAAGUUCAAAAAUGCAACACUUUCGGAGUUGUUAAUUAGGAAUUGUCGCCUAGUGGAAAUGAUUGACAUUGAAAAUAUAAACAAUCCGAAAUGUAACUUUUCGAGAUGACUUUAAUCAAAUGUUAACGGUUAAGAUUGUUCUACGGUAAACUAAAUUCGUCAGUGAAAGAAAAUGUACUGGAACAUUGGUAGCAUCAUAAUUAUAUACUUUCAAAAAUAUACGUGUAGACAGUAAACAACAAUAAAAUCUUUCAUGUGUAAAACGACUGCUUCAACCAAUUUGGCCAGAGACCACUAAUUUCUAUUUACCCAAAUACAGCUAUAUUUCCCCGAGGCUAUCCAUUAUAAUGUGCCGGUCAUGACGUCAUAUAUUACGUCAAAACAAUAGAUACCUGUAGAUAAAAAAAAACUGCCUUCCGCGCAAAAAAUAAUUACUAAUAACAAUAUUGCGAUAUUUUUUAAUGUUUUUUGCUAAACUUGAAGAAAGUAUGGUGAUUCAAAGCGGCGUUCUUCUGAAAAUGUCAUUUCUAUCCUUAUUCAUUGUAAAAGAGUGACAUUUUUUCCUCUCUGUAUAUAUUGUUUUCGCAACUCACUUAACGUAUACGUACUAAUAUGUUAUAACCUUAGGCCUUGGAUGAAUGGUGCUACCGUGACAAUCCAGUGACGGAUCUAGAGAAACAUCUGGGAGGGAUUCCAAAUUUUCUUUGGGAUGGGGGGGGGGGGGGG
Mizuhopecten yessoensis (Yesso scallop) is the source of this 8232-nucleotide messenger RNA. Its product is annotated as NACHT and WD repeat domain-containing protein 2-like. NCBI's taxonomy places the organism in Eukaryota, Metazoa, Mollusca, Bivalvia, Pectinida, Pectinidae. The record is from RefSeq and is a predicted model, not a curated record. Bases 440 to 5482 code for a protein of 1680 amino acids. Gene Ontology annotation, molecular function: protein binding. The transcript has 8 exons.